Molecule: messenger RNA, 1731 nt
Organism: Temnothorax curvispinosus
Lineage: Eukaryota; Metazoa; Arthropoda; Insecta; Hymenoptera; Formicidae
Product: leucine-rich repeat transmembrane neuronal protein 4-like
Exons: 1
Cellular component (GO): plasma membrane
Molecular function (GO): protein binding
Source: RefSeq, a predicted model, not a curated record
AUACAUUUCAUGCAUUCACCGGUACAGAGUAUAGUAACUCUGUUCAAUGCGCAAUGAUUUAUGAAAUAUUAAUGUUUGAAAUGUUUUUUCAAUAUUAAUAAUAAAUGAACCAUGUUUAUGCAAAGAAGUCGCAUUCAUAAAAUGUGCAAAUUAGUAAUGUGUUUUAAAUGUUUCUAUGAUAGAUAUUCUGCAAAAACAUGUACAGAUUGUGAUUAUAAUCAAGAGUGCACAAAUUGGCCGAAGAUUAAUUGUCAUGGAAUGUAUUUUUGUUACUGUGUAUGUGACAAUUACGGACAGGAAAAAUUUUAAACAUUAAUGUUUCAUAAACUAUUGCGCAUUGGAAAGGUUUACUCUAUUUUAUAUUAGUGAAUGGGAUGUACUGUAACAUAAAAAUUGAGGAGGUCAAGGGUUGGUUAUCUUCUUCUCAGCGUUGAAUGCUUCCCGACAUAAGAAAUAAAUAAAUAAAAUUUUUAAUCGCAACUUUAUGCGUUAUUAUAUUCGACGUUAUAACAUGAUUUGAACUCAAUUAAAUCAACCGUGAUAAUGUAACGAAUAAUCGAUUCGUCCGUAGCGAUAUGGCGUUCGGGCAGCCAGUUGAUCUUUGUGUCGUUAUUGUCGUCAUGAAUUAAAACUACACAGCUCCUGUAUCUUCAACUUUGACAUUUCGUAAUCGACUCCGCUUCCGAGAAUGCAGUCACACUAGUUUCUCAGCAAGUGACGAUAAUCAAUGUCAAAAGUCACGCUGCGCUAUCUAAUCGCUAACUCUCCACGAGAUACAAAAUCCGUAAUAAUUGCAGUUGCGUCCGUGUCACUCGGUUAGGCGCGUCGACUGAUUCGAACUCUCUCGCCAUGUCGCGGUUUCUUCUGUUCUUUUCGCAAGUCGUUAUUCUGUUUCUCUCGGCGAGGGCCUCGUCGGAGGUGAAGAAGCCGACCUGCCGGGAUAACGAUGGUUACAACGUUUGCCACUACAAGGGGGGCCUCGUCGAAGUUACGCAAAGCCGUUUCGAGGACCGAUUGGACCUCAGCGACCUGGACCUCUUGGCGAUUCGAGAGGACGCCUUCAAGAACGUGUCGGCGACGCACUUGUAUCUGAAUCAAGGCAACCGGAUAUCCGUGCUGAAGAGGGAAUCCUUCCGCGGUUUGCCCAACUUGGAGCGCCUCCAUUUGGACGGCAAUGUGGUACCGUUAUCGGGACACUUGUUCGCGGAAUUGGGACACCUGCAGUCGCUCUCGUUGAUCUUCAACAAGAUCGAUUCGAUACCGAAGGACUCGUUCGCCGGCUUGUCGAGCCUGAUGUGGCUCUACCUAGGUCACAACGAUAUCGAAGCGAUCGAGGCGGAAUCCUUCUCGAAUGUUAAUCCCGGAUUGCUGUACCUUUGGCUCAACAGCAAUAAAAUCUCUCGCGUCGCGCCGGGUUCCUUCGCCGGGUUAACCGAACUGAGUCGCCUUCACUUGGACUACAAUCGGCUAGAGGAAUUGCCGAGCGGUGCCUUUCGAGGAUUGAACAAGCUGGAGGAUCUUUACUUAAAUGACAAUCGGAUAACAAGCGUCUCCAGGUCGCUCUUCCGCGACUUGGUCAGUCUGAAGAGACUCUAUCUUCAACAGAACGAGAUCAGCGCUCUCGAGCCGGGAACUUUCCGGGAGCUGUCUCAGCUGGAACUACUGCGACUGGACGGAAACAAAUUGUCUCACAUUGUAGUCGGCACUUUUGCCGGACUCUCCAAUCUGGAA